This is a messenger RNA of Anopheles bellator, 3213 nucleotides long. RefSeq names its product transmembrane protein 184B (gene Tmep). The transcript is spliced from 9 exons. Bases 305 to 1795 code for a protein of 496 amino acids. Gene Ontology annotation, biological process: transport. The record is from RefSeq and is a predicted model, not a curated record. Gene Ontology annotation, molecular function: transporter activity. Lineage: Eukaryota; Metazoa; Arthropoda; Insecta; Diptera; Culicidae.
GAGCAGUACAGAGAAUCCGCUCUCGGGUUUUUUCGGAUUUUUCGUAGGUUCAAUCGGGCUUUUUCGUGUGCGGGCAACGUUUCGAGCGCUCCGCAGUAUCAAUGUGUUGGCUUUGAAUGAAUUGAAAAGCGUUCGACUUUACAGUGCACCUGAGUGGUAACACCUUUCCACCGCGGAUUCGAUCGCGCGCUCGAUCGAACCAGCGCAUAAGUGAACAUAAGUGCGUUUGCAGUAUUUCAAUUCCUUGUUGGCCACGUGAAGCGUGCGCGCUGAAAGCUGUUUGUGUGACGCAAAGGACGAAAUCAUGAGCACGGAACAUCCGGCAGCAAGCGAGCUGCUGGCCAACGCCACCGCUGCAUCCACCGCAGCGGGGGCCGCCCUCAGCUCGGCCAAACCGAACAUUCUUGUUCGUCUGACAGACGCACCGGCCGCAGCCCUGGCCAUCGAUCCGAUCAUCAACCACGUAGGCGAUGGUAUCUUCUUACAGGCCAAGACGGCCCAGAUUUUCGCCGGCAUCUGUGUGUGGAUGGCCCUGUUCAUCACGUGUCAGCAGAUCUAUCAACACCUUCGGUGGUACACGAACCCGCAGGAACAGCGAUGGAUCGUCCGAAUACUGUUCAUCGUGCCGAUCUACGCCACCUACUCGUGGGUCAGCUUACUGUUCUUCAACUCGGAGAGCGUUUACGUGUACUUCUUCACCGUACGGGACUGCUAUGAGGCAUUCGUGAUCUACAAUUUCCUGUCUCUGUGCUACGAGUACCUCGGCGGCGAAGGCAACAUCAUGUCGGAGAUCCGCGGUAAACCGAUCAAAUCGUCGUGCCUGUACGGCACGUGCUGUCUGGCGGGCAAAACGUACACGAUCGGCUUUCUGCGGUUCUGCAAGCAGGCCACCCUGCAGUUCUGCCUCGUCAAGCCGCUGAUGGCGUUCAUCAUAAUUUUCUUGCAGGCCUUCAAUCACUACCACGAUGGCGACUGGAGUGCUGAUGGUGGCUACAUUUACAUCACCGUCAUCUACAACAUUUCGGUGUCACUGGCGCUGUACGGGCUGUAUCUGUUCUAUUUCGCCACGCGAGACCUCCUGACACCGUUCGAUCCGGUGCUGAAGUUCUGCACUGUCAAGUCCGUCAUCUUCCUGUCCUUCUGGCAAGGUGUUGGACUGGCCAUUCUGGAAAAGGCAGAGGUCAUCUCGCCGAUCGUUGAUGCCGGAGGAUCGACCACGUCGGCCGGUACGGUGUCGGCGGGCUAUCAGAACUUCUUUAUCUGCAUCGAAAUGCUGUUCGCUGCCAUCGCUCUACGAUAUGCAUUCCCUUAUCAGGUUUACGCGCAAAGCUGUAUGACUGAUGCUCACGGACGAUCGGUGACGAUGCAGUCGAUCUCAAGCAGUCUGAAGGAAACGAUGAACCCGAAAGAUAUUAUGACGGACGCGAUACACAAUUUCCAUCCGCAGUAUCAACAGUACACGCAGUACAGCUCAGGAGGCAAAAAUCCACGCGGCAUCCGUGUGUCUUCGUACGAUCCGGAUGAUCCUAGCUACCAGGUGGCGCAGGGCCAGCAGCAGGGCCACGGUGGCGGCGGCGGAAUGAGUAGCGGAGCUACGACCGGUUCAUACAAUGGCAACAGUGGCGGUGGUAAUGCCGGCGGUGGUCACGCUGCUGGUAGCUACAUCGCCCCACCAACGUUGGGCAGCCAGCGAAAGUUUAUGCCGGGCGCGGUCGUGUCGCAGAAAGUGGCCACCAUCAGCCAGAACUACAAUGAGAAAACUAUGCUCCUAUCGAGCGACGAUGAGUAUCAGUAAAUGCGCCAUUUGCACACGCGUUGCACGUUUUGGUUUCAGGCCGUUCGAAUUCGUUUGUGAAGUUGCAGUCGCUGGUCGUCACUUUGUUCGGUCACUAAUCUGCUUUCGUUUUCGUCCACCAAGGCCACAGCUUCGGUGUGUCGGAGAGUGUGUGUAUAGGCCCCCGUAGUGUUCUGUUUCCUUCUCUGGAUGUCACGUAAACAGUUUGUUAUAGGAAAAUAAGGUGGGACAGAAUCAUAUUACACGUUUUACACACUAAAUUACCACGUUCGGAUCCAGAUUACCAGAGUCACAUUAGAGAGAAUACUAUUCCUAUGUAUAUUUUUUGUCACGAAUGGUAUCACUACUAUCUCACAAAGGCAAACGGGCGGAUGUUAUGGGAUAUGGUAUAGGAACAAGAAUACAAUAAUCCUGCCACAACUUUUAUGAGCGCACUUGCAAAAAUAGAGAGAGAGUGAGAGAGCAUAAAGAACUCCACAGGCGCGAGCCACACACUACAAGCAAAAGGGAGUUGCUUUAGCGCGCUCCCGAUCCGAGAACCGAUUCCGUCGUUAUAGCAGCACACGGCAGUCCGGUGGCUUCGAGGGCCGCGGGAUAAGGAUCGUCGGGCUUUGCCAAUCUGCUUUCCAGUUUUUGCCGGAACCCCUUUCUGGCGCUCCUUUACUCCUCCAGAGUAAGGUUUCCGCGUCCGUCGCCAAAUGUUGCCAAACGAUCAAAUCGAAACAAACAAAUGCACCGGUGAUGAUAAUGUGUUUUGGAUGAAAGAAAAAAAAGCAAACGGGAUGGCCAGAUGAUAGUUGAUAAAUUUAAUGACGUAAAACGAACGCUUCCGCGCAACACCUUCUUCGGGCGCUGCCGAGAGAGUCGGCAUUCGCUGAUCCUUUAACCGUAGCACCAUCUCACCACACAAGAAGGAAGAACUGGACUGUGGCAUAGAAAGGGACUAGUUAGUGUGCUUUAAAAUAUAUAAAAAUAUAUUCUAUAUACCAUACGCCAAACGGAACGGACUAGGGAGAGAGACUAAGGAACUAAGUGGACGCUCGUAAUGACCGUAGAAUCAUAACAAAUAACGUCAACAGAUACUAUUUCGUCGUCAAUAUGCUUAACGGAAGGGAAACCAAAAGAACAGUUGAUUAUCUUUCAAAGAACCGAAACCGACCCCAGUGACGUGAGGCGGCUAUUUUUUCUAGUGGACGCUGCAUGAUGAUGAACAAAACCUGCGGCACCCCAAGGCAUCAUCGUACAAAGAUCGAACCUAUAUACAUGUGCUAUUGAUUCUAAUACAUUACACGAGCCGGACGUAGUCUCCGGGGGAUGUCUACCGGCGGACGGAUCGGAACACAAGGAGCUCGACACACGCAUAGAGCGCGAUCGCUGUCGGUCGGAUCGCAGUUUCAAACAUAACUAGGGAUAAUAAA